GCGUCCCCUCCGCCCCCCGCAGCGUCAUCUCCAACGUGAACGAGACGUCGCUAGUGCUGGAGUGGAGCGAGCCACAGGACACGGGCGGGCGGGAUGACCUGCUCUACAACGUCAUCUGCAAGAAGUGCAGCGUGGAGCGGCGCCUCUGCACCCGCUGCGACGACAACGUGGAGUUCGUGCCGCGCCAGCUCGGCCUCACCGAGCGUCGCAUCUACAUCAGCAACCUGAUGGCCCACACCCAGUACACCUUCGAGAUCCAGGCCGUGAAUGGCAUCUCCAGCAAGAGCCCUUACUCUCCCCAUUUCGCCUCUGUCAACAUCACCACCAACCAGGCAGCCCCAUCGGCUGUGCCUACGAUGCACCUGCACAGCAGCACUGGAAACAGCAUGACGCUGUCAUGGACUCCUCCGGAGAGACCCAACGGCAUCAUCCUUGACUAUGAGAUCAAGUACUCGGAGAAGCAAGGCCAGAGUGAUGGCAUCCCCAACACUGUCACCAGCCAGAAGAACUCGGUGCGGCUGGACGGGCUGAAGGCCAACGCUCGGUACAUGGUGCAGGUCCGGGCACGCACGGUGGCUGGGUACGGCCGCUACAGCCUCCCCACCGAGUUCCAGACCACUGCGGAGGACGGCUCCACCAGCAAGACUUUCCAGGAGCUGCCUCUGAUCGUGGGUUCGGCCACUGCAGGGCUGCUGUUUGUCAUCGUGGUGGUGAUCAUUGCUAUCGUCUGCUUCAGGAAGCAGCGCAACAGCGCGGACCCCGAGUACACAGAGAAGCUGCAGCAAUAUGUCACCCCUGGGAUGAAGGUCUACAUUGACCCCUUCACAUACGAGGACCCCAACGAAGCCGUCCGGGAAUUCGCCAAAGAGAUUGACAUCUCCUGUGUCAAAAUCGAGGAGGUCAUCGGAGCAGGGGAGUUCGGCGAGGUGUCCCGCGGGCGCCUGAAGCUGCCCGGCCGCCGCGAGAUCUUCGUGGCCAUCAAGACACUGAAGGUAGGCUACACGGAGCGGCAGCGGCGGGACUUCCUGAGUGAGGCCAGCAUCAUGGGCCAGUUCGACCACCCCAACAUCAUCCACCUGGAGGGUGUGGUGACCAAGAGCCGCCCCGUCAUGAUCAUCACGGAGUUCAUGGAGAACUGUGCACUUGACUCCUUCCUCCGGCUGAACGAUGGGCAGUUCACAGUCAUCCAGCUGGUGGGAAUGCUGCGAGGCAUCGCCGCCGGCAUGAAGUAUCUUUCGGAGAUGAACUAUGUGCACCGGGAUCUGGCCGCCCGCAACAUCCUGGUCAACAGCAACUUGGUCUGCAAAGUGUCUGACUUCGGGCUCUCUCGCUUUCUGGAGGACGACCCAGCUGACCCCACCUACACCAGCUCCCUGGGGGGCAAGAUCCCCAUCAGAUGGACGGCUCCCGAGGCCAUUGCCUACCGCAAGUUCACUUCGGCCAGCGAUGUGUGGAGCUACGGCAUCGUCAUGUGGGAAGUGAUGUCCUACGGGGAGCGACCCUACUGGGACAUGUCCAACCAGGAUGUGAUCAACGCAGUGGAGCAGGAUUACCGCCUGCCACCUCCCAUGGACUGCCCCACGGCUCUGCACCAGCUGAUGCUGGACUGCUGGGUGCGGGACCGCAACCUGCGGCCCAAGUUUGCACAGAUUGUCAACACGCUGGACAAGCUCAUCCGUAACGCUGCCAGCCUGAAAGUCAUCGCCAGCGUCCAGUCUGGCGUCUCCCAGCCACUCCUGGACCGCACCGUCCCAGAUUACACCACCUUCACCACUGUGGGAGACUGGCUGGAUGCUAUCAAAAUGGGACGGUACAAGGAGAACUUUGUCAAUGCCGGCUUUGCCUCCUUUGACCUGGUGGCACAGAUGACUGCAGAAGACCUGUUGAGGAUAGGUGUGACGCUAGCAGGGCACCAGAAGAAGAUCCUGAGCAGCAUUCAGGACAUGAGGCUGCAGAUGAACCAGACGCUCCCAGUGCAGGUUUGACCGCAGGGGACUCUGCAUUGGAACGGACCGAGGGAACCUGCCAACCAGGUUCAGUUUGGGGUGCAGCCCGCCUUCCCGAUUCCCCCUCCACAUGGCGCUCCUCUGCCUCGGACGGUCGCCUGGGAUGGGACGGGACAGGACAGGACGGGCCACCCCUCCCUGGAUCGGAGGCACCGAGAGGGAGCCCAGCUUUUUGUCCCGUGUCCUGGAGCGGCGAGGCAGCAACACAUCUUCAUAUUGAAGAUGGAUUAUGGGACAGAGAUGGCACAUCCCGCUUCCCACCUUGUCUCGGUGCUCAUC
Merops nubicus (carmine bee-eater) is the source of this 2285-nucleotide messenger RNA. RefSeq names its product EPH receptor B3 (gene EPHB3). The record is from RefSeq and is a predicted model, not a curated record. The transcript has 12 exons. Gene Ontology annotation, molecular function: transmembrane-ephrin receptor activity; ATP binding; protein binding. NCBI's taxonomy places the organism in Eukaryota, Metazoa, Chordata, Aves, Coraciiformes, Meropidae. Gene Ontology annotation, biological process: protein phosphorylation; axon guidance. Gene Ontology annotation, cellular component: neuron projection. The annotation marks the transcript as partial.